Molecule: messenger RNA, 1634 nt
Organism: Hemibagrus wyckioides
Lineage: Eukaryota; Metazoa; Chordata; Actinopteri; Siluriformes; Bagridae
Product: zinc finger protein 281
Exons: 7
Coding region: 139-1398 (419 amino acids)
Source: RefSeq, a predicted model, not a curated record
CUGCAGCACCAAUCAGAGACCUGGGACGGCUGGUGUCAAAACCCGGAGCUGAAGGAAGAAAGCACAAGCAUUAAAAUAGAACAGCCUGACCCACCAUUCCCCGCACAUCCUGACUCCGAGCACACAGAUAGAUGGCUAAUGCCUGUCAUGGAGACAGGUUCACCAAAACCUGAUGGCUGGAAUCGUUUGGAAAAACGCAAAGGAAAAGCUAAACUGAAGCUUAAGAAAAAACAUUACUGCUUAUAUUGUAGGAAACCUUCCCUCCGAAUGGCACAGCAUCUCCUAUCAGCACAUGCUAAUGAACCAGAGGUAGCAAAGGCCCUUAGUUAUGACAGAAAGUCAAAAGAAAGGAAACAGUUGCUGGAUCUUCUGCAGAGCAAAGGAAGCCUCCUGCACAAAGAUGUGGGGAUGAAUAGAACUUUAGUGUCAUCUAAUCAGCAAGCCAAAGCUAGAUAUAAGGACACUGUACAGUGCAUUUACUGUCUUGGAUUAUAUAGCAGGAAGGUCAUCACUAGUCAUGUAAAGAGAUGCAAGCAUAAAUAUCCAUAUAGAGCUGAAGCUGGCACUGCGAGACCCAUAGCCAGUACCACUGCUUCCCAGCCAGGUGCCUCUUUAAUUAACGAACAACUAGCAGCUAAUCAAGCUAGUCUGCCUAACUCACAUGGGUCAUGUAGUGCAAAACAGGAAAAGCCUAAUCCUCAGUGUCUUAGCAGCCAUGUUUCAGACACUCAUCACAGUGCAGCUCAGCUUUACGCUGACACAGAAUCUUCAGCUUCUCCCUGUGAAGACUUCGGGUUAGUCGGUGAGCAGCUACUUGCUGAGCUUGAAUCGCAUGAUUUCACUCCAGACACCAGCUUGAUCAGAAACGACCAUAUGAACAUAAACAUGACCUGCAGCUCGCCGGCUGACAAUCAGACUGAAACUUGCAAGAGUGAGGACAAGGAGACCCUCGCUGAACAAAGCAGCCAGAACGGACACACGGUAGUGAACAGGAGGAGGAGCUUUCACAAUCAAUCAAAAGUGAUCUACACCCAUUCAGACGAGGAGGAGAGUGCAGCACAAAACACACAACUGCACAUCUGCCAGCACUGCAGCGCAACCUUCUGCAGUCCCUACCACCUGCGCAGACACGAGUACACUCAUACAGGUGAAAGGCCUUUCUGGUGUAGUGAGUGUAAUGUGGGAUUCAUUCAGAAAUAUCGCUAUAGAAACCACCGAAUGAUCCACCACGAGAGACAUAUUAACGUUUACAAGGAUCAAUCGAGAAGACGUAAAACACAAUCUGGCAGUGGAGAGAGGCCAGCAGAGACCGAGCUCCUUCAGCAGCGGUUGGCUGAGAGCCCUGCAGGUACAGCUGAGCCUUUCAACUAUUCAGAGGAAAGAGUUUCACUCAACUAACAAAGGAAACUUAAGGACAUUUCACAAUGAAAGAAUAACUGACUGCAAAGAAGAGAGAGAAGCCAGUGGGUGAAUGGUGUUUGAUUCAGACCUUGUAAUAAUUCAUAUUACCCGUUCACCAACUUGUUAAUUUUGUAUUGGGUUUUAUAUCUUGUUUAAUCUAAUAUUUUUAAACAGUGAACAUUAACAGUACAUUUGGUAUUAUUGUGCAAGUUCAAAAUAAAAAUGUACUAAUA